Penicillium brasilianum is the source of this 1397-nucleotide messenger RNA. The record is from the annotation of a GenBank genome assembly. Lineage: Eukaryota; Fungi; Ascomycota; Eurotiomycetes; Eurotiales; Aspergillaceae.
GGGGACCUUACAUAAUCCUGCGGGAUGGGGACACCUUUCAGGUCAACCGAGCGGAUCGAGACAAGCUUCGUGGACUCUCUCCAAGCUCACAUCUUCUCCCUCCACGCCCCAAUUGUCAUGCCAACAUGAAGCUCUGGUCCACGCUACUUCUCUCAUUCUCGGUCAUUUCCGGCGUUUUCGCCGCGAAACCCUCUCAAGACACAUUCCAAAAAUACCAGUCCCUCUCGCGCUCGGGACCAGUUGAUCUGGACAAUGCCGCCUUCGAGGAGCUGACGAAUGCCCCUCGAGAUUACUAUGCGGCCGUUAUUUUGACAGCUAUGGAUGCUCGCUAUGGUUGUGCUAUGUGCCGUGAAUUUGAUCCUGAAUGGAACCUCAUUGCCAAGAGCUGGAACAAGGGCAACAAGCCGGAUGACCUAAAGCUUGUCUUUGGUACUCUUGACUUCGAUCAGGGCAAGGCUGUCUUCCAGAAGCUCAUGCUUCAGACUGCUCCCGUCAUCCUUCUGUUCCCUCCUACCGUUGGACCUUUCGCCAAAUUGGAAUCCGAGCCCGCGAGGUUCGACUUUACUGGGCCAAUCUCUGCUGACCAACUCUACUCAUGGAUCAACCGUCACCUGCCUGAUGGCCCUAAGCCUCAGUUGGUUCGACCCGUCAACUAUAUGCGCAUUGUUUCAGCAAUUACCAUCCUUAUGGGUGCCAUCACUCUCUUCACGGUGCUCUCGCCCUACGUGCUGCCCAUCAUUCAGAAUCGGAACCUCUGGGCCGCCGUCAGCCUGAUCGCCAUUCUUCUGUUCACCAGCGGUCAGAUGUUCAAUCACAUUCGGAAGGUCCCUUACGUAGCUGGUGACGGCAAUGGCGGCAUCAGCUACUUUGCUGGUGGUUUCCAGAACCAGUUUGGCUUGGAGACCCAAAUCGUGGCUGCCAUCUAUGCCAUCCUCUCAUUCGCAACUAUUGCUCUUGCAUUGAAGGUUCCGCGUAUGGAGGAUGUCAAGGGACAGCAGGUGGCAGUUUUGAUCUGGUCUGGUGUCCUCUUUGGCACAUACAGCUUCCUGCUCAGCGUGUUCAAGACCAAGAACGGUGGCUAUCCGUUCUAUCUUCCACCAUUCUAAGGGCCUUAUGGCCAAAUCCCCGGGGCAUUGUCACGGUGGAAAUGAUUCGCGCGGCAAACCGUCAAACUCUUGCAAUUCUUGAACUCAGCAGGCCAUGUUCGCACAGCAGGAAUUUGGGCUGGCUUCUUGUCUCGACAAGGAGAAGUACCAUGACCGGACCGACCAAUGGCCUUCAGACCUCUUGUCGCCGGCGACAAAACUGUAUUCCAUAUUUGUACACCGUAGAUGAAAGAGCAUGUUUCAUAGGCGGCUUUCCUGUCUCUGAGACCUCUUUUGUCUUUGAAAUCGAUC